Messenger RNA from Columba livia (rock pigeon), 2633 nucleotides. It is a transcript of the gene ITGB7, whose product is annotated as integrin subunit beta 7. The transcript is spliced from 15 exons. Gene Ontology annotation, cellular component: integrin complex; cell surface; focal adhesion. Lineage: Eukaryota; Metazoa; Chordata; Aves; Columbiformes; Columbidae. Bases 43 to 2283 code for a protein of 746 amino acids. Gene Ontology annotation, biological process: cell adhesion mediated by integrin; integrin-mediated signaling pathway; cell migration. Gene Ontology annotation, molecular function: integrin binding. The record is from RefSeq and is a predicted model, not a curated record.
GCGCGCCCCGUGUCCCCACCUUGUCCCCCCCGCCCGGGCAGGAUGUGGCGCCGCCCCCUGCAGACGGGACCAUGGGGCGGCCGGGGGGGCUCCUGCUGCUGCUGCCGCUGCUGCUGGCGGCCCCGGGGGGGGCCGGGACAGGGUCCUGCGAGCCCCAGGCGACCUGCGAGGCGUGUGUGCGAUCGCACCCGCGAUGCGCCUGGUGCGAGGACCCGGAGUUCCCGCGGGGGGGGGCGGGCAGACGCCCCCCGCUGCGCCCCCCGGGAGGCCCUGGAGCGCGCCGGGUGCCCCCCCGGCGCCGUGGUGCAGCCCCGGGGCAGCGUGCGGGUGCUGCGGGACCGGGCGCCGGGGGGGGGCCCGGGGGGGCCCACCCAGCUCAGCCCCCAGAGCGUGCGUGUGCAGCUGCGGCCCGGGGAGGAGCGCAGCUUCCCGGUGCGGUUCCGGCGGGCGGCGGCGCCCCCCGUGGAUCUCUACUACCUGCUGGACCUGUCCUACUCCAUGCGGGACGACCUGGGGACGCUGCGGCGCCUGGCGAGGGACAUCCUGGGGACGCUGCGCAACGCCACCCCCGCCGCCCGCAUCGGUUUCGGGUCGUUCGUGGACAAGCCGGUGCUGCCGUACGUGAGCACGGCGCCCGCCAAGCUGCGCAGCCCCUGCCCGGGCCGGGGGGAGCCCUGCGACCCCCCCCGCGCCUUCCGCCACCUCCUCCCGCUCACCGGGGACCCCGAGCUGUUCGCCCAGCGCGUGGCGCGCCAGCGCGUGUCCGGGAACCUGGACGCGGCCGAGGGCGGCUUCGACGCCAUCGUGCAGGUGGCCCAGUGCCAGGAGCGCAUCGGCUGGCGCGCGGCCGCCCGCCUGCUGCUGUUCGCGUCGGACGACACGUUCCACGCGGCGGGGGACGGCAAGCUGGGCGGCAUCGUCAACCCCUGCGACGGCCGCUGCCACCUGGACCACAGCGGCGUCUACGCCAGCAGCCACCUCUAUGAUUACCCCUCGGUGGGACACGUGGCCCAGGUGCUCUCGGCCGCCAACAUCCAGCCCAUCUUCGCCGUGACCGGGCCCAACGUCCCCAUCUACCAGGAGCUGAGCCGCCUGAUCCCGCGGUCCGUGGUGCGGGAGCUGCGGGACGACUCCAGCAACGUGGUGCAGCUCAUCGCCGACGCCUACAGCAGCCUGUUGUCCACGGUGGAGCUGCAGCACUCGCCGCUGCCCCCCGGGAUCAGCCUCAGCCUCGAGGCGCAUUGCGGGGGCCCCCCCGGCCCCCCCCGGCCCCACGGCGCCUCCUGCACCGGCGUCCGCGUCAACCAGGAGGUGACGUUCACGGUGCGGGUGCGCGCGGGCGCGUGCCUGGAGUCCCCGCAGCGCGUGACCCUGCGGGCGCUGGGGGUCCCCGAGGAGCUGGCGCUGGAGCUGGGACGCUGUGCGCGUGUCCGUGCGCCCAGAGCGCGCCCCGCAGCGCGCGGUGCCACGGGGGGGCGCUGCUCUGCGGGCUCUGCAGGUGUCCGGGGGGGCGCCGGGGCCGCCAGUGCGAGUGCGCGGAGGAGGAGGGACCGGGGGGGCCGGGGGAACUGCCCCCCCAACAGCACCAGCGCCCCCUGCAGCGGCGCCUGCGAGCGCCACCAGGGCUGCCCUGCGGAGGCCCGGAGCGCGGCGAGUGCGUGUGCGGGACGUGCCGCUGCCGCGCGGGUUCGGCGGCCGCGGCUGCGGGUGUCCCCUGGGCGGGGGGCGCUGCCUGCGGGGGGGGCGCGAGUGCAGCGGCCCACGGAGCUGCGAGUGCGGGACCUGCCGCUGCCACCCCGGCUACGAGGGACCGUUCUGCGCGCGCUGUCCCUCCUGCCACCCGCCCUGCCGGCGCCUGCGGGACUGCGCCGACUGCGGCGCCUUCGGGCGGGGGCCGCUGCGGGGGAACUGCAGCCGGGCCUGCCCCCGCGUCACCGCGCGGGGGGUCCCCGCGCCCCCCCGGGCUCCCGGGGCUGGUGCCGCCAGGAGACGCCGGACGGGCGCGUCCUCCUCUUCCUCAUCGAGGGGGGGCCCCGGGGGGACGAGUGGGACGAGGAGCGGGAGGUGACGCUGCUGGUCUGGGCUGAGCAGGGGGCCGCGGUGUUGCCGGCGCUGGUGGCCGCGCUGGUGGCCGCGCCGGUGGCGCUGGGGAUGGUGGCGCUGGCGCUGGCGCGGGCGGCGCUGGAGCUGCGGGGCCGGCGCGAGACCCGGCGGGAGCAGAACAACCUGCUCUUCAGAAGUGCCACCAGCACCACAGCCAACCCUGGGUACCGGCCCGACUGAGGGGACACUGGGACACCUGGUCCCGGCUCAGCCCAGUGGGUUCCAGUUCAGCUGCAGCUGGUCCCAGUUCAGCCCCAGCGGGUCCCAGUUUGGCUCCGGUUGUCCCAGUUCAGCCCCAGUUGGUCCCAGUUCGGCCCCGGUUGGUUCCAGUUCAGCCCAGUUGGUCCCAGCCCAGCCUCACCUGGUUCCGGUUCAGCCCCAGCUGGUCCAGUUCAGCCCCGGUUGGUCCCAGUUCAGCCCCAGUUGGUCCCAGUUCGGCCCCGGUUGGUCCCAGUUCGGCCCAGUUGGUCCCAGUUCACCCCACCCCCCGUUCUUGUGCUGAAAAGCCCCAUAAAAGGAGCCGUGUCCCA